AUGAGGAGGAUGAGAGGCCUUAGGCAGUUUCUUAACAAGUACAGGGAGUCUAAGAAGAUUGACAAGUACAUGUACCAUGACAUGUACAUGAAGGUGAAAGGUAAUGUCUUCAAGAACAAACGUGUGCUAAUAGAGAACAUGCACAAAACAAAGGUUGAAAAGGCUAGGGGGAACACUCUGUCAGACCAAUUUGAGGCCAGGUGGGCAAAGAACAAAGCAAACAGGAAAAGAAAGUUUGUAAGGAGGGAGGAGUGUUUGGCUCAGGAAUCAGGAGAGAGGCCAGUACAACCUGCAGCAGUGGCUCAGGAACCUAAGCCCAGCCAACCCAAGGAUCUAAGAAGUCAAAGAAGUGAGGAUAAUAUGGUCACAAGGCUUUAA
This is a messenger RNA of Capsicum annuum, 378 nucleotides long. RefSeq names its product 60S ribosomal protein L19-2-like. The coding region runs from base 1 to 378 and encodes 125 amino acids. The transcript has a single exon. Gene Ontology annotation, biological process: translation. The record is from RefSeq and is a predicted model, not a curated record. Gene Ontology annotation, cellular component: ribosome; cytosolic large ribosomal subunit. Gene Ontology annotation, molecular function: RNA binding; structural constituent of ribosome. NCBI's taxonomy places the organism in Eukaryota, Viridiplantae, Streptophyta, Magnoliopsida, Solanales, Solanaceae.